GUCUGCCACCUUUCGCCUGAAAGCCCUUAGUGAGCUGAAAUCGUCUCUGAUGGUGUCCGAGUGGGCCGUUCGAAAUGAAAAGACCAAAGAAAUGGAGGUCGUACACGCUCUCAAAGAAACCCUCUUGGAGGAGACAGGUUCAAGCUCCAAGGGUUCUGCACGAGUGAGGGUGGUGGCCGUCUGCGGAGCUGAUGAGAUGAAGCGCUACAACAGUCUGAAGCCGCAGGACAUGUUGGGCUUGGUGGUGGUGCCGCAGCCGGGAGACGAGGAGUUCUUGCUGGAGAAGCCCUUGCAGCAACUCUACAUCGCAGAAGCCAGCCCAUCGAAG
This is a messenger RNA of Cladocopium goreaui, 328 nucleotides long. NCBI's taxonomy places the organism in Eukaryota, Dinophyceae, Suessiales, Symbiodiniaceae. The record is from the annotation of a GenBank genome assembly.